Molecule: messenger RNA, 5328 nt
Organism: Labrus mixtus (cuckoo wrasse)
Lineage: Eukaryota; Metazoa; Chordata; Actinopteri; Labriformes; Labridae
Gene: foxo1a
Product: forkhead box O1 a
Exons: 3
Coding region: 335-2365 (676 amino acids)
Biological process (GO): regulation of transcription by RNA polymerase II
Cellular component (GO): nucleus
Molecular function (GO): DNA-binding transcription factor activity, RNA polymerase II-specific; RNA polymerase II cis-regulatory region sequence-specific DNA binding
Source: RefSeq, a predicted model, not a curated record
GCUACAACACAGAGAGUCAACAGGCUGGACGGAGGCACGGAACAGCACUACGACUGGAUAACAACAACAAACCUGAAGGCAACUCACUUUAGACAACUUUUUUUUCUCUCAUGAAAAGCUUUCUUUGACACUUUUUUUUUUUAUGAUUGUUUCAUUUGAUUUUUACCGGCUUGGGAUGUGACUUUCAGUGCAGACUUUUUUUCCCCAGACGGAGCUCUGUUUUUACCGGACAUAUUCAUCUCGUAUUGGCGCACAUUUCAAAGGCGAAGUAGCUACUUUUGAGUUCGUCCCAAAUACAUGACAUUUUAACCCUCGGCUCCGUCACCUCUCGACCAUGGCGGAAGCGGCCCAGCAGCCACACCUGGUGGAAAUCGACCCGGAUUUUGAGCCCCUCUCGCGGCCCCGGUCGUGCACUUGGCCCUUGCCCCGGCCGGAGUUCAUCAACCCGGGAGACUCCAACACGUCCUCCCCGGUGCCCUCUGUGAAGCAGGAGCCGGGAGCAGGAAACAACGACUUCAUCAACAACCUGAGCCUGCUGGAGGAGACCGAGGACUUCGCGGAGCAGAAGCCGGUCAUCCUGUGCACUGAUUUCCAGUGUCGGGAGAACUGCGUCCACCAGCAACCUCCACAGCAACAUCAGCAGCAGCAGCAGCAACAUCAGCAGCCGAACCCGCAACUCCCGCAUCACCAUCAUCAACCACAGCAGCAGCAGCAGCAGCAGCAGCAACAGGUGCCUCUGCUCUCCUCCCCGGUCGGCUCGUCCACCUCGGCGGCCGCUGCUGCCGCCGCUGCCCAGAGGAAGAGCAGCUCCUCCCGGAGGAACGCGUGGGGGAAUAUGUCAUAUGCAGACCUCAUAACCAAAGCUAUCGAAAGUUCUCCUGAGAGCCGGCUGACUCUGUCUCAGAUCUAUGACUGGAUGGUGAAGAGUGUGCCUUAUUUUAAGGACAAGGGAGACAGCAACAGCUCUGCAGGCUGGAAGAACUCCAUCAGACACAACCUGUCGCUGCACAGCCGCUUUGUCCGCGUGCAGAAUGAGGGGACGGGAAAGAGCUCGUGGUGGAUGCUAAAUCCGGAAGGGGGGAAGAGCGGCAAGUCCCCGCGACGCAGGGCCGCCUCCAUGGACAACAACAGCAAGUUCACGAAGAGCAGAGGAAGAGCGGCGAAGAAAAAGCUGUCCCUGCAGGGCGGCCCCGACGGAGGAGCAGACAGCCCAGGCUCCUUCUCCAAGUGGCCCGGCAGCCCAAAUUCCCACAGCAACGACGACUUCGAUGCCUGGAACAGCUUCAGGCCUCGGACCAGCUCCAACGCCAGCACUCUGAGCGACCGCCUCUCCCCCUUCAUGCCCGAGGACGACUUCGCCGAGGCAGACGUGCACAUGGGCUACCCAGGAGCCCCUGGGGCCAAGAUGACAGCCACGCUGCCCAGCCUGACGGAGAUGACGGGAUCUCUGGGCCACAGCUCUGAGAAUGUCAUGGAGAACCUCCUGGACAACCUCAACCUGCUUUCUCCCAAAAACUCACAGGUUGGAGGAGGCGGGACGACCCCCUGCUCCUCCCAGUCCUCACCCUCUAACAUGAUGCAGCAGAGCCCAGGGUACCCUGCGUACAGCUCCCCCAACAUGGCCCCGCAGCCCCAGCAGGAGUACCGCAAGUGUGUGUAUGGCCAAGCGGGUAUGAACACGCUGUCAUCCAUGCCGCUGCAGACGCUGCAGGAGAGUAAACCCAGCUUUGGGCCAGGUCUGGGACAGUACAGCUGCGCUGCAGGGCUUCUGAAGGAGCUGUUGACAACAGACACAGACCAGCAUGGAGACCUCAUGCCCUCAGUGGACUCAGUGGUGUCUCAGUCCAGUGGGGGCUGCAUGCUGCCGCCAUACAGCAGCAGCAGCCAGCACGCGGCUAAACUGAUGGGAGGAGGAAACGGACACCCACACGCUCUCUCCCACACUCGCCCUCACAAUGUCCACAACCAGGCCCCAUUAGCAUCACCCGCAAUGAACGUACGUCUGCUCAUGCCCCUGAGCCACAGCGGGGUCACCACUCUUUUGCCUUCAGCCAAAAGCCAGAUGCAGAUGCCUUAUGGCCUCUCCAGCCACCUGAGCGGUGGAGGAGGGAUGCCCGGCGGAUUCUGCCCGCUGAAUACCAAUGGAUACGGACGACCUGGUCUACCACAGCCCUCGCACACCGAGAAGCUGCCCAGCGACCUGGACGACAUGUCCAUCGAGAAGUUUGAGUUUGACAUGGAGACAGUCCUCCACGACACGCUGAUGGACGGCGCCCCCUUGGACUUUAACUUUGAGCCGAUGGUGACCCAACAAGGUUUCCCCCACGGAGUGAAGACCACCACACACAGCUGGGUGUCAGGGUAGAAAAGUUCUGUUCAACUGACCUGUUGUUGCUGUUUGGUUGAAAACAUCAGAACUUAACGGACAGACUUAAAGGAUCGUACAAACGUAGUUUCUCCGCCAUCAACAUUUCUUUAUUUUUCCUCACAAUACUCUUCAGGUGUCGUCAGGAGUCUGAAAGCGGCUGGGUCAUCUGAGAUCUGAGACUUCAUCUCCAUUAGUGCCCCUGACCUGGUGAAGAUAAAAACUAUCACAUAUAUGUACAAACUUAGUGCCAAACUGUUUGCCUUAAUAUAAGAGCCAAACUGAAACACACCUCUCUGGUUUACUCCUUAAGGUCACUGAUAGCAGCAUCACAAUCUGUACAAGUGUUUGAACUCAUACUGUGCUGUUUACUGUGUAUCCACAAUCAAACUUCAUGUACGUACAGAGUAGUGAUAAGUGAUUACCACUACAGGAGGAAUAUGAAGGUAAUCUGGCAGACUGACAUGAUGUAAAGUUAGAGACUUCUCAAGGGAUCCUCGGAUGAUGUUACACAAUAACUCACUUUGUCAUUGCCUGAAUGUACAUAAUGUCAUUGUACACUUUGUAAGAUCAGUUCUUGUAGUGAAUUUUUUUUUUUUUUUUUAAGUAUGUAAAUAGUGUUUACAGAGCGGAAGCAAAAACCAAGGCAGCAGAAAUGAGCUCACAGAAAAAAAAAAAACUGGAUCCGAUUCUUUUUAAACUCACGUCUGUGUUUGAGGAUUCUUCUUAAUGAGGCUGUAAAACAUGAAUAACCUUUCUAAUUUCUUGUACAUAAAUUAAGAAUGUAUAAUACCAUGAUGUAGAAGAUGUUUACUAGAUUAAGUAUAUAUUUGAGACUAAAUUAUUUGUGGUAAAUAUAUAGAUUUAUGCUGGUGCAUUACCUGCACUCAGGCAUCAGAAAUGUUCGGAGUCGUUUUUUCACUCUUGACCUUAAUACCACAGAGGCCUGUUUAUAGUGCCUGACACAGCAGAUUUAGAGUUUUUUAUCGUCAUUUUUAUGGUCCAGAAGAUGCUCAAAUCCAGCAGUUUUAAGAAGUACAGUGAAUUCUUUAUCCACAGUGUCCUUGUUUUGACUUUUCUGUAGGAGUGAAGAAGAAGUGAGCGAGAGUAGGUCGUUUGAGUAAGGGGUUUCCUGAACGCAUCACAGCGCUCUGAAUGUGAAGAGGUCGAGGCUCGUUGGUGGAUAAAAGAUAUUCUCAGUGACGCUGUUGUUGUCACGGAAGAGGCUGAGUCCAAGACAUGUCUGUGACAGUCACUAGAGACACUGAGAUAGCAGCCUGACCCCGCUUCAGCUUCAGAAUCUUUGGACUUCUCUGUUUUGUCUCUAGGUUUUAGCGUGACUGACCGAUGUAACUCAAAGUUGCUUUCUGCGGAAUCCGCUUUUUCUGCUUUUAAUGAGACUCUACUUUCACUCUGUCCCUCCUACCUCUACCUAUCUGUGUCUUUUUCAACAUUUUAUAUAACCCUGACACGUGACUUGAUGGCUCCAAACAUCUUUUAAAUAACAAGUCUGAUAAUUAUUUUUUUUUAAGAUGCCCUUGAGAAGCGCCACUAAGUGUUAAGUAUCUUAUCAUGCUUGUAUAUUUGCAUUUCUGACUGGCUUUUCUAAGUUCUUGCUGUGCUAACAAUGAGCUUGUCCGUCACACACGGUGACAAAGAUUGUCUCUACAUUUGUCCAGAUAUUGUUGGAAGACUUGACUGCGUCUCCUGAGGUCGUCUUAAGAGGCCGAUCGGCCGUGUUACUUUGAUAAAAGAAAUUUAAACUGCCUUUUUGACAUGACAGAUUAUUGUGUGAUUAAUCCAAACACCACAUAUAUAAGUGGGUGUCUGAUUAUGUGUCGAUAAGUGCCCUAAGUAUGUCGGUUUGCAAUGAGGCGGGACUUGUGAUGAGUUCAGGGACAACAAGAGAGGAUGAAAAUCCAAGCUUACAUGCCGGAGAGCAGUGAAGGCACAUGAUCUGACACAGCUGACAUUGAGAAAGUCAGGGAGCAGAGCAGGUUUAAAAGAGUCAAAUUCAAUUGUUAACAUUUCAAAAGGCCCUCUAUGGACGCCGAGAAAGAAGCUGCUGUUUGGCUUUGGUGCCAGGUGUUGCCUUUUCUUACCCAAACAUGCCACAGUGUACUAUAGCCAAAUCUGCCUUUGAAGUUAAAGUGAUAUAUUUAGCAUUUCUAUCAUGUGAUAUGUUCAGAAUUAUAUAUAUAUAUAUAUAUAUAUAUUUGUGCCGGUCACUCAAGCCAGGAUAAACUGUAAUGAAUCCAUGUAGUUAGUGUCACAGGGUUCACUUUGAAAGUUAAAGAGCUGUACUAAGUAAAUUAUAUCUCUACAUUUUGAAAAUGAUUGAAUCUAUGCAUUGUAUUUCUUAAUUGUGUGUUGCUAUUGAUAUAUUUUCUUUUCCCUUUGAAUUUAUGACAGAGAUAUUUUAUUGUAACAUAGCGCUGUGAGAUAUUAAUGGUGUCGUUGUCGUCAAAACUCUAUGUUCCAGAUAGUUCUUCUAUGGGGAAAAAAUGAAGUUGAUUUAGAAAGUAGAUGAUGCAGUGAUUCAUAUGCUAAGCUUUUGUAAACUGACAAUGUUGUAUUUCUUGUAGUUUUUAGCUACAGUUUUUAGAAAAUAGCUUCAAAAAGCAAAUGACUAGAAAAAGUAAAAAGGUAUAUUGAAUUUUUAAAAAUGAAAAACACAAUUUUUAGUCUGAAAUGAUGUCCUGCUCAGAACACAGACUCUGGACCAAUUUUGUAAUUUUACGAGUAGAAAUAUAUAUAUUGCACUUUUACUUACAUUUUAUAACAAAGUGCUCCUCUGACACGAGGAAGAGUUCCCAUUACACAUUUGAAUAUCAAAUCUGUUACAUUUAACGUAUACACAGAUAUCAAUUGGGCUUGUGCUGUUUGAUUUGCAAUCAAUACCAAUAUGUUACUUGUUCAAUAUUAAUGUAUUAAGACCUGAAUAAAUGUACUUCUGUGUUAAA